Molecule: messenger RNA, 3675 nt
Organism: Portunus trituberculatus (swimming crab)
Lineage: Eukaryota; Metazoa; Arthropoda; Malacostraca; Decapoda; Portunidae
Product: kinesin-like protein KIN-14I
Exons: 15
Coding region: 384-3011 (875 amino acids)
Biological process (GO): microtubule-based movement
Molecular function (GO): ATP binding; microtubule motor activity; microtubule binding
Source: RefSeq, a predicted model, not a curated record
GAGGAAGUAGGUGUGUGCAUGAGUGGCUUCUAGCGGUGUUCGUGUGCUGCGGGAACCUGAUUCGUCCUUCUGGUGGUGUUGACAGUGCUGCGGUCAUGGAGUAAAGGGUGCUUGAUUAGUGUUUCUUGGCGCGGGGUACGUGUGAAGUGAGGCUGUGACACGAUACGGUACAAUUCCUGCCUCUCGUUCAUUCAGUUUCUUGAGUACUGUGUUUAGAAUUUCCUACGUGUGCUUGUGUGUAUUGAAGGUCCCCCCCCCAGCGUGCUACUUGUCACCCUCCAGUCUGCAGGUCACGGUAUGAAGAGGUCAAGAGUUGGCGACACAAGUAUGAGUUCCUGCUGGGUCUGGUGAAGGAGCCCGCCCGCCUGCUGCCCCACUCCCUCAUGAAGGAGCGCCAGAUGGUGGAGGCGCGCCGGCAGGGCUAUGCCGUGGAGCGGGCGCUGCUGCUGGCCGAUCUGGACCCCGGGGAGACCAUGGGCGGCACCAAGGCCAGGAAGCUCCGGGAGAACAGUCACCCGGAGCACUUACGUUCCUUGUUCGAGCAAGUGGCGAGUCUGGACCACAUGCUGACCUCCCUAGAGAACCAGAUCGAGGUGCUGACCGCCGUGCAGACCGCCGUGCCCAAGGACCUGACGGACACUUUCCAUGACUCGGGCACCAGCGGCCAUGAACCAGACAGCCUGGAGGCGAUACAAACAGUGGUCAGCGGAGGUGGCGGCGGCGGUGGAGGCGAUGCUGGGACUGGAAGAGGAGGAGGAGGAGGAGGAGGACAACAGCAGCAGCACCACCACCAUCAUCACCACCACCACCACAGAUCUAAACAGCCUGGUGAUGAGGGCGAAGGUGAGAAGGUGGCGGUGGUGGCGGAGCGGGAGGAGGUGAAGCCUAGUGACGCUGCAGUGUUGCUUCACCUGGAACGCAGUAGUCACCGCCAGACCCGCCGCGCCCUGCAGGAGCUGAGAGAGAAGCACGAUGUUCUCAGGCGGGAACUGUCACAGAGGAACAUUCAUAUUGAGGAGGUGGAUGUUGUGAGGACGGUCGGCAGCGCCCUUGAGGACCUCCACAUCCAGCAGGAACACAACCUCUCCUCGCUCGAGUCCAUCUCCUCCAUCACCUCCUCAGACAGACUGCUUGACGAGCUGAAGGUGCGAGAGAUGACCAUCAGCCAGCUAAGGUCUCGUCUACUGCAGCUGGAGAAGGACAGGCUGGAUAAAGUGCCCGUGGAUGCUGCGAGGGAGAUCACCAGACUUAACAGCCUUGUGGUGGACUUGGAAAGAGCGCGGGACGAACUUAACCUGCAGAACACCAGCCUCAAAACCCGCCUGACGGAGCUCACAGACAAGAUCCACGACCCGGCGGCGACUUACCAGAUAACCCGUGACUCCCUCGCCUCGGAUACCCCAACACCGCACGCCAAGGACCCAGACGUGACUCGGGUGCUCAGGAAGGCCACGUAUAGACUCCCAGGGGACUCACAGAAGCUGAAGACUAUGGUGCUGGAGAUGACGACAAAGGAGGAGGACUACCGAGCAAGGAUAUCAGCGUUGGAAGAGAAGAUUUUGAACUACGAGAAUGAGGAUAACGCAGCUUCCCGCGAACUCGAGAGGACCGUGAGGAGUCUGGAGCAUCAGCUAGAGGUGGCGUCGCAGAAAUUAGAGGCAGCGGGGAGGUACGCGACGGCCAAGGAGGAGGAGAGUAAUGUGCUGAAGCUGGACCUUGACACGCUGAAUGAGGAGAAUAGGAGACUGAAAGAAAAUUUGAAUGAUCUCAUCUUGAAGCAGAGGGACGCGGAGGAGAUGUCUCGGCAGAAGGUGGCCCUGGAGGAUCAGUUUGGCCGCCUGACGGAAGAGAAUAGAGUGUUAGCGGAGGACUUCAAUAGAGAGAGAGUGCUGAGGAAGAAGUACUACAACCAGGUGGAGGAGAUGAAGGGCAAGAUCAGAGUGUUCUGCCGAGUGCGUCCUGUCAGUUCAGACGAGGCGCGACGAGGUGGGAUGGACGCAGAGCAGGUGGUGGCAGCAGAUGACCCCUUCACUGUGUCUGUCACUGCCCAGCGUGGCCACAAGGCGUUCCUCUUUGACAGAGUGUUCCAACCCAACCAUGACCAGGAGGAGGUCUUUGCUGACACCAAUGCUCUCAUUCAGUCAACACUGGACGGCUUCAAUGUGACCAUCAUGGCAUAUGGACAGACAGGCUCUGGCAAGACCUACACCAUGAUUGGCAGUGAGAACAACCCAGGUAUUGCACCACGGGCCUUCAAACGACUCUUCCAGCUGAUAGAGGCCGGCCACUCCAGGCACACUGUCCAAGCCUCUGCAUACAUGAUGGAACUGUACAAUGACAAACUGAUAGACCUACUUAGACCAACAGGGAACAAUGAGAGUGAGAAGCUAGACAUUAAGAAGGACAAGAAGGGCAGCGUGCAUGUGCAGGGGGCCACUGUGUGCAGUGUGUCCUCAGCAGGUGAGCUGAUGAGGGCCUUCCAACAGGGCCUCACCAACCGCCACACAGCCGCCACCAAGAUGAAUGUGGAGAGUUCCCGUUCCCACCUCAUCAUUGUAGUGUGCCUCACCAUCACCUCCAGGCAAACUGGCUCUGUGCUCAAGGGGAAGCUCACCCUGGUGGACCUGGCGGGCAGUGAGCGAGUGAGCAAGAGUGGUGCCUCGGCUGAUCAGCUGCGUGAGGCCAAUUCUAUUAAUAAAUCUCUCUCUGCCCUCGGGGAUGUGGUGUCCGCCCUCUCCUCAGAGUCCUCAUUUGUGCCCUACAGGAACAGCAAGUUGACAAUGCUACUCCAGGACAGUCUGGGCGGCAACUCCAAGACACUGGUGUUUGUCAACGUGUCACCCGUUGCCCACAAUGCUGAUGAGACACUGGUGUCCCUCAUGUAUGCUUCAAGGAUAAAGCAAAUCACAAAUAGUGUCAGCAGGAACUCAGACAACAAGGAGAUAUCAAGGUUGAAGUCGAUUAUUAGCAAGCUGAAGAAGGGAGAAGACCUGGAUGAGGACAUCACCUGAAAAAGGCCCAAGGGGGGAGGAGUUUUGUCUGCAGAUAGUCCUGCUGGGGGUCCGACAAGCCAGAUCAAGAGACGCCUCUCAAAAUGCAGACUGUGGAAGCACAAGUAGUGUGUGAGGAUCCAUCCAGAGCAUUAUAUUAUCUUUUAAACUACAGAUGAAGGUAAUUUUGUGAUACUGUGCACUUAGAGUGAGAAUAACAAAUACUACUUGCUUCUAAGGUGUGGGAGGUUCCUGCUCUAAGUCCCAUGCCUUAAUAUGCUCCCCUUCCACAUGUGUUAAAGCCACAGCAAUCCUCCCCCCAAUUUGGCCCUCCUCACCCCCUCACCUCCCUCUUCCCUCAUUGUGCCCUGCACCAUGGACUCUCCUGGUGCAGGAAGAGAAGGAGACCACCAGGAUCUCAUACUAGAUCUCAAGUGAAUGUGAGGAGGCAAGAUGUCCAUGGUUCCAUUGGGGCCAUGAUUUUGUACAGUGUAUAUAUGUGUGUGUGUGGGUGGGUGGGUGGGUGGGUGUGUGUGUAUUGAGAGAGAGAGAGAGAGAGAGAGAGAGAGAGAGAGAGAGAGAGAGAGUGAGAGUGUUUAAUAGUGUGGAACAUCCCUGUUUAUAACAUGACCCAGUGCUGUGCAUUACUUUUAUUAUUAUUUAUGUGUUAAUGUUAUUUUUUGAA